GAGCAGGCAAACCUCGCCCCGAGUCGGAAAGGAUAUCGCCUCAGCGUUCGCGUGAAUCUACAAGUAUCCACCUCGCCCCAGCGUUCAUCAUCAGAAAUAAAUCUCCAUCUCGCGAUUGCGCUGGUCGCCUGAGCAGCAUCGAACUAAGUCCGGCCGGCACCAAUGGACGUGGAGCGCGCCACCGGCACGGCGGUGUUUUGGACGCCGCACUCAUUUUACGACCCGAGGCGGCCGGAGCCCGUGGCCGUGGGUGCGCCAGCACCCAAUCCUUUCGAGUGGCCGCCGCGGCGGCGGAGGCCGGCCCGGUGGGUGCCGUUCAGUUGGCGGACGUACGAUCCCGAUCCGCCGGUCGUCGUCCCUGGAGCGGCGCCGCCGUACAGGAACGGCGGCUUCGGCGCCGUCCCGGCGUCGGAGAAGGCCAUCGCUGGCCUGCCCAGGACCACGGCCGGCGAGGCGAGGGAGAAGGGCUGCUCCGUGUGCAUGGAGGCCUUCGAGGAGGAGGACAUACUGAGGAGGCUGCACUGCUCCCACGCGUUCCACGAGGAGUGCAUCUCCGUGUGGCUCGGCGUCAGCCACCUCUGCCCGCUCUGCCGCUUCGCGCUGCGUACACAGGGCCAGGAGGACGAGGAGGAGCGUACGGGCCGCCAGUAGAUGGCUGGCCUGCUAUCUGAGGAUUCAGAAUUCAAAAUCCGAUCAUCUGUAGUUUUUGUAACCUUUCGUUUUUCUUCUUCAUUAUCAUCUUGCUUAUCGUGUAAUCUAGGGACUUCUAGUUCGCGCGGGGGUCGAAAGAUAGCCUACUAUCGCGCACCCCUCAUGCCACCCGCGAGCGCUUUGAGCCAACCCAU
This is a messenger RNA of Triticum dicoccoides, 845 nucleotides long. Its product is annotated as E3 ubiquitin-protein ligase RNF181 homolog. The record is from RefSeq and is a predicted model, not a curated record. The transcript has a single exon. Gene Ontology annotation, biological process: ubiquitin-dependent protein catabolic process. Gene Ontology annotation, molecular function: ubiquitin protein ligase activity. The coding region runs from base 163 to 651 and encodes 162 amino acids. NCBI's taxonomy places the organism in Eukaryota, Viridiplantae, Streptophyta, Magnoliopsida, Poales, Poaceae. Gene Ontology annotation, cellular component: nucleus.